AUGGAGGCGACAGCAGCCGAUGGCCACAGCCUGGCGCCGGUCGCGGCCGCGCCGCCGGCCACUGCAUCCCCCGCCGGCGCCAGCGACCACGAGAUGACGUUCAAUGACCCGGACGAUGCAGCGCCGCUGCCUCCGCCUCCGCCGACCGACGAUACGGCCGCUGCCGCCGACGGGCCGUCGGCCGAUGUGGACAUGGGCAGCGGCGACGCACCGGACGCUGCAGCCACGUCGCCGGUGACUGCCAAUGACGCUGUCGAGGUUGCGCCGUCGGAAGGCAAUGCAACGGACGCUGGCGAGCCCGAGGUCGAGGCCGGCGCCGAUCCGACCACCGAAUCGGUGGACGAGGCGGCGACGAUUCAAGAUACCACAGUCCCCAAUGACGCAUCCGAGGCGCAAACAACAGGCGCCAAGACGACGCCGUCGAGCGAGGCCAAGGCGGUUGACGGCUCGCUCAAGCGCAAGCGCAGCGAAGACGCGAGUGGCGUGGCGCCGAUCGUGUCGCGGGACGAGAUGGCCAAGAAGGAGGAGGACGUCGGCGUGCUCGAGUUUGACGUGAUCACGAACGACGGAACGCCGGACCGCAUGAUCCAGCUCAUGACGCUCAAGAACAUCUUCUCCAAGCAGCUGCCCAAGAUGCCCAAGGAGUACAUUGUGCGCCUCGUCUUUGACCGGAACCACCACUCGAUGGUGAUUCUCAAGAACAAAAAGACGGUCGUCGGUGGCAUUUGCUACCGGCCGUUCUUGGCGAAUCACUUUGGCGAAAUCGCCUUCUGCGCCAUCACCGCUAGCGAGCAAGUCAAGGGGUAUGGCACGCGGCUCAUGAACCACCUCAAGGAGUACGUCAAGACGCAGGGCAUCUCGCACUUUCUCACGUACGCCGACAACUAUGCGAUCGGGUACUUCAAGAAGCAAGGCUUCUCCAAGAUCGUCUCGAUGCCCAAGGCCAACUGGUUUGGCUACAUCAAGGACUACGACGGCGGCACCCUCAUGGAGUGCUGCAUCCACGAGCACAUCAACUACCUCGACAUUACGUCCAUGGUCCACACCCAGCGCAAGAUGCUCAUGGAGAAGAUCCAAGCACGCUCCCACGCACAUGUCGUCUAUCCAGGCUUGACGACGUUCUGCGAAGCACGGCUCGUCGAUGUCUACUCGGUGCCGGGCGUCCGCGAGGCGGGCUGGUCGCAGACGAUCAUCCGCAACAACCGCAUCGGAAGCCGCGAGCCUGGGAGCUUGAAGGCGCAGCUCCAAACGCUCUGGAAGACGCUCUCGAACCACCGCAGCGCGUGGCCGUUCCACGAACCGGUCGACACGCGGCUCGUGACCGACUACCUCGAGAUCGUCAAGACGCCGAUCGACUUGACGGCAAUUGCCAAGCGCAUUGAAGAGAAUGCGUACGCGAACAAGGCGGCGUUCAAGGCCGACCUCGUCCUCAUGUGCGACAACUGCAUGCUGUACAACUCGAGCGACACCAACUACUACAAGGCCGCGAAGGACCUCCUCGAGUUUGUCCACCGCAAGGUCGAAGUCGACGACGCUGGGCCCUCAGCGUACAACAGCAAGACGCAAAAGAAGGCGUUCGCGCGGUAGAUGCGUCCGAGGUCGUCUAUGUUAAGAAAAUAUUCCACCCUCCACGA
Messenger RNA from Saprolegnia parasitica CBS 223.65, 1634 nucleotides. RefSeq lists its product as hypothetical. Gene Ontology annotation, molecular function: histone H3 acetyltransferase activity; protein binding. Gene Ontology annotation, cellular component: histone acetyltransferase complex. Gene Ontology annotation, biological process: positive regulation of transcription by RNA polymerase II; chromatin remodeling. NCBI's taxonomy places the organism in Eukaryota, Oomycota, Saprolegniomycetes, Saprolegniales, Saprolegniaceae. The transcript has 5 exons. The record is from RefSeq and is a predicted model, not a curated record. The coding region runs from base 1 to 1587 and encodes 528 amino acids.